AUGGCAUCCGGGGGCAGCAGUGAAGAGGCGCAGCUAGCUCAAUGUCAAGCCUAUGUGCAACGGCAUAACAUUCAGCAGUUGGUCAAAGAAGCGAUUGUUAGCUUAUGUAUAAACAAACCUGAAAAUCCGAUCUUAUUUCUCAAGGAACAUUUCGAAAAGCUCUAUGAUCAACGAUCUCAGGCAUGUUGA
Messenger RNA from Loa loa (African eye worm), 189 nucleotides. Its product is annotated as cAMP-dependent protein kinase regulatory subunit. The transcript has a single exon. Bases 1 to 189 code for a protein of 62 amino acids. The record is from RefSeq and is a predicted model, not a curated record. Lineage: Eukaryota; Metazoa; Nematoda; Chromadorea; Rhabditida; Onchocercidae.